Molecule: messenger RNA, 5837 nt
Organism: Vanessa atalanta (red admiral)
Lineage: Eukaryota; Metazoa; Arthropoda; Insecta; Lepidoptera; Nymphalidae
Gene: Apn4
Exons: 32
Coding region: 25-5790 (1921 amino acids)
Biological process (GO): peptide catabolic process; proteolysis
Cellular component (GO): cytoplasm
Molecular function (GO): zinc ion binding; metalloaminopeptidase activity; peptide binding
Source: RefSeq, a predicted model, not a curated record
CCGUUAGGUUCCGUCGUGACCACCAUGGGUCUCAAAAUGAUGGUCACGUUUUUAUUUCUUCUCGUGGGUCUGGCCUACGCGGAUCCCGGGGAGGUUACGCCAGACUUUGAAAUGAUCGGAUACAAUACAAAUAUUGAUGACCCAAAAUACAGGCUCUUGGACAUUGUGCAACCUAUUUAUUUCCAUGUCGACCUUGACGUAUAUCUGGCUGAAUCUAGAUUCAAUGGUAUUGUUCAAGUUGAUGUUCAGAUUCGUCGAAACCUCACACAAAUUGUAAUGCACCAAAAUGUAGUUGCCAUUACCGGUGUGAAUGUCGUAGACGCUAACAAUCGACCAGUCAAUCUCCAAUUCCCGAAUAGUUUCGAAACUGACAGUUACUAUGAGGUGUUGAAAAUUAAUUUUGCGUCCACCAUCAUGCCCGGUCAAUAUACGAUCACUAUCAGCUAUCUUGGUCGCAUAAAUGAAAAUCCUCAUGAUCGUGGUUUUUACAAAGGAUAUUAUUACGUUGGCAAUGAAAAACGCGAAUAUGCAACGACACAGUUCCAACCUUAUCACGCAAGAAAAGCUUUCCCAUGUUUUGACGAACCACAAUUUAAAUGUCCUUUCGUUAUUUCAAUAACUCGUGAUGCCAAUCUGUCACCUUCUUACUCUAAUAUGGCCAUCAACGCUACCCAACAGGUAUCAACAGGCCGUGUUCGUGAGACAUUCUUGCCAACUCCCGCUGUGUCCUCCUACCUCAUUGCUUUCCACGUCAGUGAUUUCGUUGCUACCAACGAAUCUUCCAAACCUAACAGACCUUUCCAAAUUAUCUCUCGUCAAGGUCCUCUCGAUCAACAUUCUUACGCUGCCGACAUUGGUAUGAAAAUUACUGAAGUGAUGGACGAAUAUUUCGAUAUUAACUACUAUGAUAUGGGACAAGGCCAACCCAUGAAAAACGAUCACAUCGCGUUGCCUGAUUUCCCAUCUGGUGCUAUGGAAAAUUGGGGAAUGGUCAACUACAGAGAGGCGUACUUACUCUAUCAUCAAAACCAUACUAAUGUUUUGGAUAAGAUUUUCAUUGCAACCAUCAUUGCUCACGAACUUGCUCACAAAUGGUUUGGUAACUUGGUGACAUGUUUCUGGUGGAGUAACCUUUGGCUGAACGAGUCAUUUGCCAGCUACUUUGAAUAUUUUGGUGCACACUAUGCUGAUACGUCUUUAGAAUUAGAUGAUCGUUUUAUUCUUAAUCGAGUACAGAGUGCUUUAAGUGCUGAUGCUAGUGCAGGUGCUACUCCUAUGAACUGGACAGAAGUAGCGAGUAAUCCAUCCGUCUCAGCGCAUUUCAGUACAACAAGUUAUGCUAAGGGUGCUUCGGUCUUAAGAACAUUGGAACAUUUCGUUGGUUAUGAAACAUUCCAGAAAGCCCUGAGAUAUUAUUUAAAAGAUAAUGCUUACGGUAUUGGAUAUCCCAUAGACAUGUACAACGCAUUCAGAAGGGCAUGUUCCGAGGAUCCUACCUUCCAAACAACUUACCCUAAUAUCGACAUUGGUGUGGUGUUUGACAACUGGGUACAGAACCCAGGUUCUCCAGUAUUAAAUGUGGAUGUCAACAUGUCCACAGGUCUCAUUACUAUUACUCAGGAACGCUUCCAACUUUCUGGUACAGUACCAGAUACAAUCUGGCAUAUACCGAUCACAUGGACACAUGGUGGAAGUCCAAAUUUUAACGAUCUUAAACCUAAGUUCGUAUUUACCAACAAGACUAUGACUAUUCAAAAGGAAGCUGGACACCAUUGGGUUGUGUUUAACCUUCAACAUUCUGGACUCUAUCGAGUUAACUAUGAUGACCACAGUUGGGAAAUGCUUGCAUCUCAAUUACGUCGUAACAGAACUGUUAUCCAUAAAUUAAACAGAGCUCAGAUGACAAACGAUGUCCUAUUUUUCCUCAGAGCAGGCAAAAUUAGCGUAAGGCGUGCGUUUGAUGUGCUCUCUUUCCUUAAAGAUGAAAGUGACUAUUAUGUGUGGAAUGGAGUUUUGUCACAACUAGACUGGGUUCGACGAAGGCUAGAACAUUUGCCUAGAGCUCAUGAGGAAUUCAAUACUUACCUUUUGGCGUUAUUAGAAGGGGCCAUUCAGGAAUUAGGAUUCGAAGAAAGAGCAAAUGAGGCAAUUUCCACUACACAAAGUAGGAUGCAGAUCAUGAACUACGCUUGUCAACUUGGUCACGAGGGCUGUAUCAACGAUAGUCUUGAAAAAUGGAGACGAUUCAGAAGUAGUAACAAUUACUUAGUACCAAAGAAUGCACGCCGUUACGUUUAUUGCACUGGUCUUCGUUAUGGUAAUGCUUCCGACUAUCAGUUCUUAUUCCAGAAAUAUAAUACUUCAGAAAACACCGCUGAUAUGGUUGUCAUGUUGCGCACUCUCGCUUGCACCAGAGAUAAUGCUUCGUUGUCACAUUACCUAGUUGAGUCGAUGCAAAAUGACAAAAUCAGGGUCCAUGACAAGACCAAUGCCUUCAGUUUCGCGCUUCAAGGCAAUCGGCAGAAUGUGCCAAUCGUUCUCGAUUUCUUAUACAGAAACUACGCAGAAAUGAGACAGUCAUAUGGCGGUCAAGCAAGACUUGAUGUUUGCGUAAGCGCUUUGGCGACUCACUUGACGAAUUUCGAACAUAUUGUAGCUUUCCAAGCAUGGCUGUACAGAGAACAAGUGGCUUUGAGUACAUCUUUCAAUUCUGGUGUCAACGUUAUUAAUUCUGCUUUGAACAACAUCAGAUGGGGAAACAAUGUCGCACCAGACCUAUUCACAACUAUUAGAAAUAGGAACGCUUCAGCGACAAUAUCCGUAUCUAUAGUUUUACUAGCAGUGGCAUUAGUUGCUCACCUAAUAUCUGAUGAGAGGGUGGUACCUAAUCAGACGAGCUUCCACGAAGCCCUACCAAAAAUGUCCUGGUUUUUCCUUUCAUUGGCCUUCUUGGUCUUAACCACGACCAAUGCUGAUAAUCCUUUAUGGAUAGAAGAAAUAGAAGAGCUUCCCGAAUUUUCGGCUCAGUUGGUUUCUAGAAGUGCCGACAAAGUUUAUCGCCUACCAGAGAAUGUUGUGCCUUUAGAAUAUGACAUUUAUAUUGAUCUUUAUUUCGCUGAGAGAACAGAUCGACCAUUUAGCUUCGAUGGAAGAGAAUUCAUUGUUAUUCAGGCAACAGAAGAAAACGUCACUAAUAUUGUCCUGCACUCCAAUGUCGAUAGUAUAAACUUUAUUAAUCUGUUUUCUGAUAAUGGAGAAACAGUAAACCUUAAUUUAAUUGAACCGUACACUUUGGAGCCGCAGUUUCAUUUUCUACGUAUCAAUUUACAACAAGCGAUGGAUCUUGGAAGAAAUUACACACUCUAUAUUGAUUAUAGCAAUUCAAUGAAUGAUGGACCAAUGAAAAGAGGUAUUUGGAAAGGGUGGUACACUGAUGACGAAGGCGUUGAAAGGAUAUAUGCAGCCACGCAUUUCCAGCCGUACAAUGCAAGACAAGCAUUCCCAUGCUGGGACGAGCCAUUAUUCAAAGCAGUAUUCAAGCUUCAUUUAUCGAAACCAUCGAGUUAUAUUGGGACCUACUCGAACACUGGUAUUGAAAACACAGAUACUCUAGAGAAUAAUAGGACCCGUGACAAUUUCCUUGAGAGUCCAAAAAUGUCCUCGUAUCUAGUCACGUUCUUAGUAAGCGAAUCAUUUAAAGUGAUCGCAAGUAACACAUCGUUUUCUCCAGCAAUAAGAAUCAUCGGUAGAUCGAAUACAGCAGGAUUAGGUGAUCAUGCUUUAGAUCUGACUGUUAAAAUGACUGAAUACUUUGACGAUUAUUUUAAAAUACCGUAUUCGUCGUUACAUCCAAAUCUUUUAAACGAUCAUAUUUCUUCACCGGACUGGGCAUCAGCAGGUACCGAAAAUUGGGGCAUGGUCAGCUACAGAGAAUUAUACCUAAUUAUCGACCCGAGGGAAACUAUUAUGUCAGUCGAACAUUAUGCUACUACUCUUGUUUCUCAUGAAUUAGCUCAUAAAUGGUUCGGCAAUUUGAUAACUUGUUUUUGGUGGAGUAACACUUGGAUUAAUGAGGGUUUCGCCAGCUAUUUCGGAUACAUUGCUGCACAUCAGAUGUUUCCCCAGUAUGACCUGCAUGAGCAUUUUAAUUCUCGUUACCUUCAAACCAGCUUAAACUUUGACUCCGGAGUUACAACUGUUCCACUAAACCAUGAUGUCAAUAGUCCAGCUCAAGUGACUGGACAUUUUGGAACUAUUAGUUAUUCUAAGGGAGCUGCAUUUCUGAGGAUGCUCGGUGAUAUGAUAACUCCUGGAACAUUCCAGAAAGCUUGCCAAUAUUUUUUGUUGAAUAAUCCUUAUGAAGCAACAGAUCAGUAUGAUUUAUAUGACGCAUUUGCAAAAGCAAUAGAUGAAGAUCGUACUUUGAAUGAGUACUCGAACUUUAAUUUUACUGAUUUUUAUCGCAUUUGGGUUAAUGAGGCAGGCUAUCCUCUUUUAACAGUAGAAGUUAACUACGUAACUGGUGAAAUGACAUUGACUCAAGAAAGGUUUUUCCUCAGUGCAUCAGCGGGAACCACGGAUCAAAUAUAUCCUAUACCUAUAACAUAUGCUAGUAAAGCGAAACCAGAUUUUACAAAUUUAAAAGCCAAUUACAUGCUGACUUCAAAACAUGCAGUAAUUCAAAAAGAAGCGGCCGAUGAAUGGGUUAUAUUCAAUAAUCAACAACAUGGACAUUACCGAGUUAACUACGAUGUCAAAACUUGGAAUUUAAUAUCAGAGGCUUUGUUGAACGAUCCGGAAUCUAUUCAUUACUUAAACCGAGCGCAAAUUGUUAAUGAUGUAUUCGCUUUAAUGAGAGCAAAUAAACUAACAUAUCGCUUCGGCUUUCAUAUUAUUAAAUUCCUACGCAAUGAAAUUAAUUAUCACGUUUGGAAUCCAGCAAUUAGUGGAUAUUCUUGGUUGAGGAAUAGACUGCGCCAUCUUCCCGAGAGUCAGGCGACCUUUGAUUCAUACCUCCUUAGCUACAUGGAUCACGUUAUCAAUACUCUUGGAUAUGAACCAGCUUCCAAUGAGUCGGUGACUAUAACCCUUACUCGACAAGAGGUCCUGCACUUUGCAUGCACUCUUGGUCACGAAGUAUGCAUUCAAAAUUCGAGGGAUAAAUUCAUUUCCAUGAGAGAUCAAGGCACUUGGGUCGAUCCUAGAAUCCGGCGCCAUGUCUAUAUUGCAGGAGUUAGACAAGGAGGAGAGCAAGAUUUUGAGUUCCUAUUAAACAGAUACAGGAAUUCUAACUUUGCUAAUGAUCAGUUGGAAAUAUUGAGGGCUCUUGGUGCUACCAGAGAUCCUCAGCUUUUGACGAGAUACUUGGAAUUUACAUUAGACAAAGCUGUGCGAUCGCAUGAUAAAGCUACAUCUUUCAACUACGCCUUGCUUGGUAACCCUGAAAAUGCACAUACUGUGUUGCAGUUCGUGAAAAACAACAUCAAUGCUAUCAGAGUAGCUUAUGUUGAAGACGCUCCUCCGAAUCCGGUACAUACUGCUCUUUCCAAUCUUGCAGCCUACUUGGAUGAAGCUGGUCUUGUUGAGUACGAAGAAUGGCUACGCAGUACACAGACUAACACGGCCCAGUUCAACAGUGCUAUAUCUGCUAUUUCAUCUGCGCGCAACAAUAUGGCUUGGGGUACAGCUAACGUCGACAUGAUUUUAAACGCAGCUAGAGAUAGCGCAACUAACGUUAUUAUGUCAACACUUUUAAUUUCAAUAAUGGCUGUAAUUGCUGUGUUUCUUUAAUAAAUGAAUCAAUUUAAUUUGUCAUCUUUAAAGUUUUGUGUUAAAUU